CCCCAGGGCAACUCCAACCAUUGCGGUCUGCCAGUCAUAUAAUGCAUGGCAAUGGGAACUCCAUCUAUAAGAGUCAAAAAAACAUGCACAGACAAAUCCAAAUUGAUGUCCUAAGACAUGAAACGAUAACCGAACAGUAUUUAUAUCAUUUUUUUUACCUCUAAUACACCACUAAUGCACUCUGAUGCCGGAAGUGAUCGCUUGCACUCAUUGACAUAUACACGCGAGAGAUCACUUCCGUCAUCAGAGUGCAUUCAGACCUCACCAACCGGAUGCUGAAGGCAGCACAUAGUGGUGUAUUAGAGGUAAAAAAUUAUAUAAAUACUGUUCAGUUUCUCGCACAAACCGAUCGUUUCGUGUCUUAGGACAUCAAUGUGUCAUCACGAGCCGCAGGGUUUAAUUUGGAUUUGUCUGUGCAUGUUUUUUUUUUACUCUUAUAGAUGGAGUUCCCAUUGACAAUGCAUUAUACGACUGACAGACCGCAAUGGUUGGAGUUAAAAUUCAUCAUUUGUGUUCUACUGAAGAAACAAAGUCACCUACAUCUUGGAUGCCUUGGGGCGCUAUCUGAAAUCAGAUGUUGUUUGGCUGCUUCACUGAAGCGAUGGAUGUUAAUCUUUCGGUAUUCUGAGUCACUGAGCCUCGAUAACCGGACUCUUUUAUGCAUGUGAUUCACUAUGCCGCCUCGCAAGAAGGAGUACGGGAUUAAACGAGCGAGCGGAUCCCUGGUCCACUUCAGACCGCCCGUGAGUGCGACCACCGCGCGCCGACACUCCGCCGUCGUUCCUUCGGUGCUGACGUUCGCCGUGAUCGUGGCAUCCGGAGGCCUGUUGCUAAUGAUAGAGAAGGGAAUGCUGAACAGCGUGCAGACUCCGCCGCCACGAGCCAACGGGAAGAAAGUGGAGUACCGAAUGAGGAAUAGCGACGCAGCUGUGGACGUGGAGUCUCAGAUUGUACAGGAGAUCCGUAAUCGCACCAUAAGAUCGAUGUGUGGUCAGAAGAACAGUCCUCACAGCGUGUGGUCUCUCAGUCCACUGCAGAGGAAGACUCUCCUCCAGCACAUACUGGUGAAUGAUGAGCAUCGCUUCCUGUACUGCUACGUCCCCAAAGUGGCCUGUUCCAACUGGAAACGAGUGUUGAAAGUAAUGAGUGGUGCUCUAGCCAACGUGGACGUCAAAGUGAAGAUGGACCAUCGUGCUGAUUUGCACUUCCUGUCUGACUUUUCGCCAGAAGAGAUUCGUCAUCGACUACGGCAUUAUUUUAAAUUCAUGUUUGUGCGGGAACCGAUGGCCCGCUUGCUUUCUGCCUAUCGGAACAAGUUUGGCGAAAUUGAGGCAUAUCAGCGUAAAUAUGGUGCAGAGAUUAUACGGCGCUAUAGAAAAGGCUACGCGAAGGAUAAAAAAAUAGCAGGAAAUGACGUGACGUUCACAGAGUUUGUGCGUUAUUUACUUGACGAAGACCCAGAGCGGAUGAAUGAACACUGGAUGCCCAUCUAUAACCUGUGCCAACCCUGUGCCAUAGAAUAUGACUUUAUUGGCUCAUAUGAAAGCCUGGAGAGCGAUGCGGCUUAUGUUCUGGAACGUGUCGGAGCACCGCAACACAUACGUUUUCCUGAGCGACAGACAUGGUACAAACCCGUUACCAAGGAAACACUACAUUAUUACCUUUGUACUGUGCCACAGAAGUUUCUCAAAGAGCUUCUGCCCAAGUAUAUUUUGGACUUUUCUCUGUUUGGCUAUCCUUUACCAAACACAACCACUGAAUAUUGUAGGCAUUAACAAAGACAUUGGGUUUACCUGGUUUGUAAAACUGUCUAUAAUCUUUCGUUAUGUUAAUAUUUGAAUACUUUUUUACAGUAUUACCUGUACAGAAUUGAAAAUAUAUUUGAAUAAAACCCUCAGUACAGAGUUUUUGAGAGCUAUUUAAGUUCAAACCACUAUUUAAAACUGUAAAAGCUCAAUCAGCUAUUUUUAUAAAUGAGAUGCAGUAAUAUGUUCAUAUGAACGGGCAUAAAAUGAAAAACAUUGUGCUGUGCGCAAGACUAUCAUGAGUUUUAUAUCAGUAAGCAGAGGCUUCCGCCAUUCUCAUUUGUCAAUACAAUAUUAAAAUUUUCAUUGUUUUCCUUUCUAAAUUUUGCUUUAAUUACAUAGAUAAUCAUUGUUAAUUCUGCUGUUACAUGUAUUGUAAGACGUUUUCUUUGUUGAUGUGCUUAAUCCUUUUACAAAAAUGAAAUGUGAUGCUCAAAUCGAGAAAAUCAUUUACAAAAUAACUUUUGACACCAUUCCUGUUUGUAUGUAAUGAAUUGUGUUGCGAGUGAAGUGUUUUUAUACGUCCAACAAAUAUUUCUGACCACAAACUUGAACGCUUCUCAUCUGACACUUCCUCUGAAAAGAUGUGGUUCUGAGUUGAAUCCCUUAAGAGAUUAUAAAGAAUGCAGUUUCACAUCCAAAAGCAGAAGUACUGUGCAAUGAGGAAAUAAAAAAUCUUUGAAACCUA
Messenger RNA from Ctenopharyngodon idella (grass carp), 2493 nucleotides. RefSeq names its product carbohydrate (N-acetylgalactosamine 4-0) sulfotransferase 14 (gene chst14). The transcript is spliced from 3 exons. The record is from RefSeq and is a predicted model, not a curated record. The coding region runs from base 675 to 1775 and encodes 366 amino acids. Gene Ontology annotation, biological process: dermatan sulfate proteoglycan metabolic process; carbohydrate biosynthetic process. NCBI's taxonomy places the organism in Eukaryota, Metazoa, Chordata, Actinopteri, Cypriniformes, Xenocyprididae. Gene Ontology annotation, molecular function: sulfotransferase activity. Gene Ontology annotation, cellular component: membrane.